This is a messenger RNA of Arachis ipaensis, 492 nucleotides long. NCBI's taxonomy places the organism in Eukaryota, Viridiplantae, Streptophyta, Magnoliopsida, Fabales, Fabaceae. The record is from RefSeq and is a predicted model, not a curated record.
AUGACGGAUCAUGAUGCAGAAUCCUGCUCCUCACAAUUCAUAUACGAUGUUUUUCUGAGCUUUAGAGGCUCCACAAGAUGUGGAUUCAAGGAUAAUCUCUACACCGCUUUGACCAAUAAAGGAAUCACUACCUUUAGAGAUGAUGAGAAUCUUAGAGUUGUUGAUAGAAUCAGAGAUACUCUUCUUGAAGCCAUUAAAAGAUCCAGGAUGUCCAUUGCUGUGGUGUGUCAGAACUACGCCUCUUCAGCAUGGUGCUUGGAUGAACUUGUCCAAAUCAUGGAGUGCUCUAACAAGGGAACAAAACAACCAGUUUUCCCAAUUUUUUACCAUGUGGAUCCAUCAGAUAUAAGGCAUCAGAAGAAUCAAUAUGACCAAGACAUGAAGAAGCAUGAAAGCAGAUAUGGCAAAGACUCGCACAAGGUACAAGCAUGGAGGUUGGCUUUGUAUGAAGUUAGCAAUCUAAGCGGAAAGCAUUGUAAAGUGAAUCGGUGA